AUGAUCGUGUUGGCUCACUUCUCAUUUGCUGACGAAGUUUGCUCCCGCCGGGAUAGAGCCAAUCACGGACUGAGUGAACUUAUUAUGGGAAAAGUAACAAUCGCGCUCCUAACACCGGUAACUGCUGUAAGUGUAAACGAAGAGGAAAGUACGAAAAAUUUCCCCUGCUCUGGUAAAAAAAAACAACAAAGUGAAACUCAGCCUUCCUUAUUUCCCCUGGCGAUGUCCCGACGUUCCCGGUUCUACCCCGGAAAUGGAAAAUAUUGCGAUAAGGCGCAUUAUAGAUUAAACACGUCUCGCGACUUUAAUGCGUUAUUCUGUGAUCAAGCGGUCUCAAUAUCGUGUGUGGAAGAAGUUCUAAUGAUGUUAGGAGAAAAUAAUGGCUGA
Danaus chrysippus (African queen) is the source of this 387-nucleotide messenger RNA. Lineage: Eukaryota; Metazoa; Arthropoda; Insecta; Lepidoptera; Nymphalidae. The record is from the annotation of a GenBank genome assembly.